Messenger RNA from Xylona heveae TC161, 1428 nucleotides. RefSeq names its product alpha-ketoacid dehydrogenase kinase. The record is from RefSeq and is a predicted model, not a curated record. Gene Ontology annotation, cellular component: mitochondrion. Lineage: Eukaryota; Fungi; Ascomycota; Xylonomycetes; Xylonales; Xylonaceae. Gene Ontology annotation, molecular function: pyruvate dehydrogenase (acetyl-transferring) kinase activity. The transcript is spliced from 2 exons. The coding region runs from base 1 to 1428 and encodes 475 amino acids. Gene Ontology annotation, biological process: protein phosphorylation; regulation of glucose metabolic process.
AUGUUUCUGCGUCAAGUUCUCCGCGCCACGUCACGCAAGGAAUUCUCACGUCUAGGGACAAGGGUUGGCCGCAGGAGGCUUUUCGGCUCUGUCCCUCCUCCCAUUUCCCCUGCCACGCAAAGAUGGGCUUAUCCAUCCAGUGCAGCAAACGUUGGGCAUGAUGAGGUGUCCAAGCUAGCAUCGCAGUCUCUGCAUCCCCUCAGUCUCAGUGAUUUAGUGAAGCAUGGCCGUCCUCCUCUCUCUGCUGGUUCUCUGUUUGAUUCAGCAAAUUUCUCUUCGAGACUUCUUCCGGUCAGACUGGCUCAUCGCAUCCAAGCCUUGAGAAAUCUCCCGUUCAUCGUGGUGUCUAACCCGCAUAUCUCAAGAAUCUACAACAAUUACUUGCACUCACUUUCCACUCUCCUUCCAUAUGCGGAGCGACCAAUCAAGACAUUGGAGGAGGAGAUUAGAUUCACUGAGAUCAUGGCUGAUCUGGUCGGAACGCACUCUAACACCAUUCCCAUCCUGGCAAGAGGCUUUUUAGAAUGUCGAAAGUAUAUUAGCCCGUCUGAGGUGAAGAGAUUCUUGGACGAACAUUUACGGGCACGUAUAGGGACGCGUUUAAUUGCUGAGCAGCACAUCGCCCUUCAUUACUCAUCCCGGCUUCAUGGCGAUCCAAAUGUGCUGCCACAGAAAGACGAAUCUUCAAGCUACAUUGGUGUCAUUGACACCGCCCUCCGACCAGAAAAGAUAAUCAGAAAUUGCGAGUCGUUUGUGUCAGAGAUCUGUGAACUCAAAUAUGGUGUGAGGCCAUCGUUAGUGAUUAAUGGGGAAGUCGACACUACGUUUACCCAUGUUCCUGUACAUAUGGAGUACAUCAUCACUGAGCUUCUGAAGAACGCGUUUCGAGCAACGGUGGAGCACGGUAAUGAGCGUGAGCCAGUAGAGGUUACGAUUGCUGCAGCUCCAGCUGAGCUCCUUGGAAAGGGGAAUAACCAAGUCUGGACCACUACAGAUGAAAACAGUAUGCACAGAGAGCUCGGUGUGGACGCAGGAUCUGCAGCAACGGCAUCUUCGUCUAGCGCUUCCGCCGGGAACAUUCAACCGUUGCCUCUAGAUCAUUCGACACCUUGUGUUACAAUUCGAAUCCGUGACAGAGGUGGUGGAAUCCCUCCUGAGACUCUUCCAAACAUUUGGUCUUACAGCUUUACCACUGUCAGUGAGGACGAACCACAGGGCUCCGGGAAUCCAGCUAAUAGUGGAACUGUCGGCGCUUUGCAAACUAUUUCCAAUGCCGGGCCUGGUAGUAGUCUAGCUGGUCUAGGCUACGGGCUACCCCUCGGUAGGGCUUACGCGGAAUAUUUUGGCGGUGGCAUUGCAUUGCAGAGCCUCUGGGGCUGGGGUACGGACGUAUAUUUGAGUCUUCGCGGGGUUGGGCGUAUCCCUUGA